AUGAAAGACCAGGUAUCCAUUGAGCUACUGGAUUCUAAUUUUGAUCAAACCUUGGCAGACUAUUUUAGCAACCUUGAACAAUUUUGGCUUAACGCCAAAGAUCAGGAUUUUGACCUCGAUACAUGCAUGGAAUUGUGUGAUCAUGUGGCUUUGUUGAACGAAGAGCUAACGGCCCAAAACAGCGAAGAAAAAACCGAAAUCGCACGGACAGAGCUAGAAUUCGAGCAUGUGCAAAAGCUAGACACUGCCACACCAGAGAUGUAA
Messenger RNA from Lachancea nothofagi CBS 11611, 264 nucleotides. Lineage: Eukaryota; Fungi; Ascomycota; Saccharomycetes; Saccharomycetales; Saccharomycetaceae. The record is from the annotation of a GenBank genome assembly.